AUGCAUUCAAUUGUCACGACAAUUGCGGUAUGCCAAGCAAUCAUCGGGAGCCGAUCGCCAGGUUAUUGCACAAAUCCUACGUUUUUGUCCAACUACGAGAACUGCUUGCAAUGCGCUGGACCUGACAACGUUAACAUCUGGACAUUUUAUGGCAACAGUUUGACCAGGGCUGCCACGUCUUGUGGGGGGUUGUCCACCAGCCCUCUUUCAGGUCCACAAGAAGAUGUUUCAGUUGCCAUUCCUGCGGCUGGAGGUAGUGUAACGCCAUCUUCAUCAUCAGCUUCUGCCAACAGUGGCCCAGCUUCAACACCGACGUCUAGUACGGCAUCAGCGCCUGUACCAGAUGCGACGAUAAGCGAAACAGUAGCAACGGAAGCACCUGCGUCCAGCUCAACUGAUGCGCAUGAUGCUAGCCCAGAUAAGACCACAACGGUUCAGAUAUCAUCGACAACGUUAUCAACGACUAUCGCUUCACCUGGAAGCUCUACCGUCUCAGCAAGCUCAGGUACAAUCACUUCAAGCCUCCCUCAAGAGAGCGGACUACCCGGCAAUUAUACUGGCCCUGCGAUUGUCACUGGUGCAGCGCGUAAUCUUCUUCCAAGUGCUGCCGCCAUUUUCGCAAUUGCCGCUGUCGCUGCAAUUGAACUCUGUGCCUGA
Molecule: messenger RNA, 657 nt
Organism: Glarea lozoyensis ATCC 20868
Lineage: Eukaryota; Fungi; Ascomycota; Leotiomycetes; Helotiales; Helotiaceae
Exons: 3
Coding region: 1-657 (218 amino acids)
Source: RefSeq, a predicted model, not a curated record